Molecule: messenger RNA, 1263 nt
Organism: Tripterygium wilfordii
Lineage: Eukaryota; Viridiplantae; Streptophyta; Magnoliopsida; Celastrales; Celastraceae
Product: WAT1-related protein At5g64700
Exons: 7
Coding region: 90-1148 (352 amino acids)
Cellular component (GO): plasma membrane
Molecular function (GO): transmembrane transporter activity
Source: RefSeq, a predicted model, not a curated record
AUCCAUCUAUAUGUCUAUAUAAUAGCCUUCAGCAUGGUUUCAAUAUAUUCUAUUUAUAGCAGAAGAACAUUUAUAGGUAGGUAUAAUAUAUGUAUAUGCAUAGACCAAUGGAUGGAAAGAAGCCUUAUUUGGUAGUUAUUUUGGUACAAUCCAUCUAUACUGGGAUGUUCUUGCUCUCAAAGGCCGCAUUCAAUGGUGGCAUGAACAACUUUGUCUUCGUCUUCUACAGACAAGCUGUGUCAACUAUUUUCUUAGCCCCAAUAGCUUUGGUUUUUGAAUGGAAAAAUGCGCCACCCUUGUGCUUCCGGACCUUCUUAAAGAUUUUUAUGCUGUCGUUAUUAGGGAUUACAUCGAGCUUGGAUUUGUAUGGUGUUGCCCUUGUUUAUACAUCGGCAACUUUAGCCGCUGCAACUACUAAUUGCCUCCCUGUCAUCACUUUCCUUUUGGCACUUGUAUACGGGAUGGAGAGUUUGAAAUUGAGAACAAAACCAGGGAUGGCGAAGUUGGCCGGGAUACUAGUUUGCUUGGCAGGAACAGCCACUCUAGCGUUUUACAAAGGACCUCAUUUCCAGCUCUUGUGCCACCAUCACCUUCACAAUAAUGUCCAUGUUUCUUCCGGAAAGUCAUGGAUAAAAGGUGUUUUUAUCAUGCUUACUUCCAACACCUUUUUCGGCUUGUGGCUCGUCUUACAGACGCGAGUUCUGAAAACCUACCCUUCGAUUCUUCUCUUCACAACUCUCCAGUGCCUUUCCAGCACUGUUCAGUCCUUUGUCGUCGCCAUUGCUUUUGUUAGAGAUCCUUAUGAGUGGAGGCUCGGGUGGAAUGUCAGACUUGUUGCCGUGGCUUAUUCUGGAGUUAUGGUGACUGGUGUUUCAUUCUACUUACAAUCAUGGGUGGUGGAGAAGAAGGGUCCAGUUUUCCUUGCCAUGUCAACUCCUUUGGCUCUGAUAUUCACAACCCUUUCUUCUGCCAUUCUCUUGUGCGAGAUCAUCAGUUUGGGCAGUAUUUUAGGUGGGAUUCUGUUGGUUGCUGGACUUUAUAGCGUUUUGUGGGCGAAGAGCAAAGAACAGAAAAUUAUUGAUACACAAAAUCAAUGCUUAGAAGCUGAUAAGGCUGGGGAUCAGGACUUGGAGCAAGCAUGCAAGUAGUAGUAGUUGUGGAAACUAAACAUAUAUAUUAUUUUGAAAUAUAUAUUGCAAUCCAAAUCAUAUAGUGCUAAUUACAAUACUUAUGUGAAAAUCCGAACAUUAAUUAUUGUUUUAA